AUGGAACCCGCAACGUUCAACGUUCUUCAGUUGUCGUUUUCGUUUUUGCUGGUAUUUUCGGCCUACAGUUCAGCUGCUUUUAUAUCUGAGGUGUUAUUAGACCAAUAUGCCGAAAAAGGAAUGCUGGAGAAGCAUGCCGGCUAUCACAGGUAAAGACGCCACAUUGAUGAAACCUCUGCGGUUUUUUAGAUCAUAAUUCACAUUCGUUAUUUUUAGCCAGGCCAUUAUUUACGUUGUUUUUACCUUCUCAAACUUCUUCGCUGCCCCAAUUUUAAAUAAAAUCGGGACAAAGCCCUCGCUAAUCAUUGGGGCUUCAACUUAUUUGGUAUUCCAUAUUGGAUUUAUUGUCUUGAACGAGAUUUUAUUGUAUGUUCUCUCAGCAUUCCUUGGAUUUGGCGCCGCCAGUAAGUUUUUAUUAUCUUAUCCAUGACCUGAUGUGUUUUUAGUUAUAUGGACUGCUCAAGGUAAAUAUUUAUCAUUGAAUUCGGGUGACUCGAACACUUCAAAGCAUUCUGGAUUGUCGUGGGCCAUUUUUCAGAUGUGGUAUGUCGUUUUAUUUUUAAACUUGAUUAGUUUUGUUGUUAUCCUUGCUUAUAUAAUUGUGAUUUUAAAGUACGCGCUUCCGUAUAACUACGUACACACUUGGCAAAAAUGCAAUAAGUCGCGUUGAGACUCAAAAAAAUAAUUUUUGUACGGUAGAAAAAUAAUUUUUUUUUGUGGCUGGUGCCGAGAAUUUUUUUGUUUGCGGAUGGAAUGGACGAUUUUCGAGCCGUGGCGUCGUUGUAAGUAUAUUUUAUGUAUAAUAAAUGUAUUUUUUUGUUUUUUUGUGAAUAUUUUUCUUAAUUUUAGCUUCUUUUCAAGAAAAAUUUUGAUUUUUUAGGUUGAAUUUUUCUGACGCGUCAAGAAGCGUGGAUUCGAGGUCGUCCACAUGAACCCACUGAUGAAUACGGUGUCCAGCAAUUGAAGAUAGAGCUCUUCAACUCCUUGAAACGAAUAUAAGGUCAGGAUUGAAAAGCCAAAAGAUCAAUGGGGUAUGUUGUAUUGCUUGCUUUAGGUGUUUUAGGUACUAAAAUUUUGACGUUUGAUCCAUAAUGACGUAAUAUUGCAUGUUUUUCUUUCAGAUUUUCACAAAUCCCUUUCCUUGAAGUCGUCAACGAGGUCUCGAACUUCAUCAAGGGCGCCGAAUAGAAAGAACCCAAGCCGUUGCCUUCGUUCCAAUCUCUGGAUUCAACCGGGACAAGAUUUAGUUGAUCGUGUCCGUGAUCACCAAGAAUAUUAGCUUCAUUCCUCUAACAUGUUUAUGAAUUCGUAAAAGAAUACAAAAUAAAAGUUUACGUUGAACCAAUUAUUCUAUUUUUCUUUAUUGUAACUAAAUCUCAAGUGGCAAAAUGAAAAAAAAGAAGCUGAAAGUAAACUAUUUUCAACACAACUUUUCUGGACCUUCUCGUCAGGGAUGUUCUACAUGACCUUGCAAAGGCUUUUCGAUAUUGACCUUGCCUUCAUCGACCUUCUGCUUUUCCACUUCCAAUACAACCGUUGAAGAAUUGUACGCGACGAAACCGUUGUUCUACAUCGAUGUACUCAUCAAUGGGUUCAUGUAGAUGACCUCGAAUCUACGCUUCUUGACGCGUCAGAAAAAUUCAACCUAAAAAAUCAAAAUUUUUCUUGAAAAGAAGCUAAAAUCAAGCAAAAUAUACACGAAAAACAAAAACAUAUAUUUAUUAUACAUGAAAUGUACUUACAACGACGCCGAGGCUCCAAGAUUGUCGAUUCCAUCCGCAGAACAAAAUUCUCGGCUCCAGCCAAAAAAAAUAAUUAUUUUUCUACCGUACAAAAAUUAUUUUUUAUUGAGUCUCAACGCGACUUAUUGCAUUUUUGCCAAGUGUGUACGUAGUUAUACGGAAGCGCGUACUUUAAGCCUGAUAUGCGGUGGAGUUUUUCUUUAUUUUCUCUUCGAUCAAAGCAGCUUGGAACUCAAGAAUUUCACCAAGAAUAUGAUGUUUGGAAUCUUCGCUGGAAUUACCUUCUUUGGAAUCGUAAUCAUGGCCUUAUUACGUAAUGUAACUGACGCUGAACAAAACGAAAAUGUCGAGGGAACUUUUGGAUUGCCUGCUACUGAUAGCACUGUGGGAAUUGUCAGUCGAGAUAAUGUGGUUGCCGAUGCGGAUGGUAAUAUAGAUGUUGUUGGUGAAGGAGAAGGUGACCUUAAUUACGACGUAAUAAGAGGUGUAGAGGGGGUCCAAGAAGUUGUCAGAAGUCGAGUGGAAGAUGACAUCACCCUUUAUGAGAGACUCCGUAAGUUUAAGAAACAUUUAUUAGAUUUAAAAUGAAAUUUUGUGUGAAAAUUGUUUUUUAGGUAUAAAAUUUUAUAAUUUUAGAGAAAACAAUAUCUCUGGCCACAUCCUCUCGGAUUCGACUGCCCCUCAUUUUGUUCAUGUACUCUGGUAUCACCCAAACCUUCUUUGGCGGGGUGUAUCCAUCAAUGAUUGGAUAUUCUCUCGGUUUUGGAAACAAUCCAAAGAAAAAUCUUGCUUUGAACAUGAUUUUCUAUGGAUGUGGGCAAACAUUAGGUAAGAAAAGUUGUGUUUAUAGUAAAAUACAAUAUGGGGUUUUAGGUGGCCUACUAUUCGGAAUAUUCUCAGAGAAAACGAAGAAGUUGGGGAGGGAGAAAAUCGCCUUCAUUGGUACAGUCAUCGUUUUUAUUGCAUUUUCCUUGAUUUUCAUUAAUUUCGCGGAGGAUUCGCCAUAUCAGAAGACUGAAGCCGAUGGAAUUAUCACUCCGAGGUAAGGGGUUUUUCGAUUUUUUUGCUGAGAAUAAAUCGCAAUAUUAGAAAGACGUAUUUUACGUUGUCGUUUAGCCUGAUCCUCGCGUUGUUUUGUGGAUUCCUCCUUGGUUGUGGCGAUUCUUUAUGGAACACUCAGAUUUAUUCUUUGCUGAUUACAUCCUUUUCUGAUUGUUCGGCCGAAGCUUUCAGUAUUUUCAAGUUCUUCCAGGUAAUUAAAAACUUUUGAAAGCAUGGGGAGAAGCGUAUUUUACCCUUUAUUUUAGUCCCUGGUGUGUUCUCUUGGAUUCUUUUACGCAAAAUGGUUUGUCUUGAAGAUCCAUCUUAUUAUCCUGGCCUUCUGUGCUGUGAUUUCGACAUUCAGCUUCAUAAUAAUUGAGAGAAAUUUGAGACGAAUUGAAUCCGUUGAGACGGAAGAGGAAGUUGUUGGGGAGAGGGCUGUUUUGUAA
Molecule: messenger RNA, 3232 nt
Organism: Bursaphelenchus xylophilus (pine wood nematode)
Lineage: Eukaryota; Metazoa; Nematoda; Chromadorea; Rhabditida; Aphelenchoididae
Source: the annotation of a GenBank genome assembly